Hylaeus anthracinus is the source of this 976-nucleotide messenger RNA. Its product is annotated as esterase AGAP003155. NCBI's taxonomy places the organism in Eukaryota, Metazoa, Arthropoda, Insecta, Hymenoptera, Colletidae. The record is from RefSeq and is a predicted model, not a curated record. The transcript has 5 exons. Gene Ontology annotation, cellular component: nucleus; cytoplasm. Gene Ontology annotation, biological process: response to retinoic acid. Bases 276 to 941 code for a protein of 221 amino acids.
UUAACCUAUAAUCAAUAUUAUUCAAGUAUUGCAUCACGUGACUACAUGUCUAGAAAAUUGUUUCAUUUAUAGUUUUUACAAUUAUAAGCUACUUAAAAUUAUUCUUGUAUUGUUUCAAAUGACAUUUAACAAAUUUUUAUAUCACUAUAGAAGUAUAAUGUACCGAAUAUAUAUAGUAUCGAACUACUAAAUACAAAACUAAUUUGUGUACAGCGUUAUAGUUUAUUAUACGUAUUCAGUAUUCGUAAUAUAUUUUUAUAAUUUAUUUAAGUAAUAUGACUGCGUUGCCUCAUAAGUUACGUAUACUUGCUAUCCAUGGAUAUGCUCAAUCAGAUGUUAUUUUCAAAGCGAAAUUGGGAUCUUUAAGAAAAGGAUUUAAAAAUCAAGUAGAGUUUGUAUUCCUAAGGGGUCCACAUCAAGUUCCAAUGAAAAGUAACUUUGGUACUGACAAGACAGAAGAAGGUUAUGCAUGGUGGUUUAAUACAGAAGACCACAUAUUUAAAGCAGUUGUUCCAAGCAAUUUAUCUGUAGGUUUUGAUGAUAGUUUGACUUUAAUUGAGAAAACAUUCCAAGAAUCUGGCCCAUUUGAUGGUAUUCUAGGUUUUUCACAAGGAGCAACAUUUGUUACUAUACUUUGUUUUAUGCAACAGAAGAAAUUACUGCAAAUCAAAUUUGACUUUGCAAUUAUUAUAUCAGGAUUUAAAUCAUUAUGUGCAAAUCAUGCAAUAUACUACAAUGAAAAGAUAAAGAUACCUACUUUACAUAUUUAUGGGGAGAGUGAUCAAAUUAUUCCAGCAGAUAUGGCAAAAGAAGUUAGUGAAUUUUUUAUAAACAAGAAAAUAGUAACACACGAAGGUGGUCACUAUAUACCAAGUAAAAAAGAGAUUUUUAAAGAUUUUAUAACAGAAAUGUUUUCCAUUAAAAACAAAGAUAAUUAUUAAUGUAGAUUGCAAAAUAUAAUUCCUAUUGAGUGACA